This is a messenger RNA of Aspergillus candidus, 303 nucleotides long. RefSeq lists its product as uncharacterized. The transcript is spliced from 2 exons. The coding region runs from base 1 to 303 and encodes 100 amino acids. The record is from RefSeq and is a predicted model, not a curated record. NCBI's taxonomy places the organism in Eukaryota, Fungi, Ascomycota, Eurotiomycetes, Eurotiales, Aspergillaceae.
AUGAGCACGGCUAGCCUUACCCCUGUGGCUUUCGGUCGCUGCUUCGUCCUUCAGCUCUCCCUUGACGAUGUUUCAUGCUUUGCAUUUGUACGGCGUUCUAGCGACUCGGUUACAUACUACCUUGCUGCUUCUUCUUCACAAAAUAAGUCGCACACCGCAAAUCAAGGGGGCGGUACUGUGCGCUGGUCGAAUGGUUGCCUCCUACUAAUUAUUGGCUUGGCGUUCUCACCGAGGCUGGUCUGUCCAACUGGACUGAGACCUUGGCCGGUUCCUGUUUCGAAAGAAACAAGGAAGAUAGGUUGA